GCAGUACUUGUAAGCUAUAGGUGGAAGGUAAAUGGGUGCUGUAAAAUACUUUACAUUUUUGUGUUCGUUUGAAAAUUUUUCUAAUGAACUAUAGAAGAAAUAUUCGGUGAAAGCAUUUGUAAAUGUAUUAGCACAGUCAUUAAUUCAAAGUACAAUUUUUAAUGGCUGAAUUGCCAAUUGGGUACCUUGCUUGGGCAAAGUGGAUUACAAUCCCAAAUAUACUAACUGCCAUUAAUUGCUGUGUCAGAAUCUGAAUUGGGAACAUUUACUUAAAAAUUAUUAACAUUUUAAAAUUAAUAACUCCAUCUCACUUAAAUCUUAAACCAAUCAUGCGAGGGAUGAGCCUUUUAAUCUGAGUUUUACGUUAGAGGAAUUCAAAUCCGAAAGGAGACACAAGAUGGAACUCAGGGAGGAGUUCCAGUAGGAGCAGGUUUCCAAAUUAAGCACCGGCGGAUCACUUCCACUCUGCGGACACCCUUGCGACUCCGUUUAGUUGCAGUUUAGCAGCCCCAAACCGCCCAAUUCCUUUGGCGGGGAAAAGCGUCUGCCCGACUCCCUGCCCCGGGCCCCACCCUCACCCGGGCCGCGCCCCUCGGUCCCAGGAGUGGGGGGCCUCCAAACCCGCUGCAGCCAAUCAGCGCCCUCGGCCAGCCCCCCACCUUCUCAAAGCCUCACCCCUGCCCUUAAUCCCUGUAGGUUCCGCCAACUCCGCUCAGAGCGGCGCGGCGCGCGCAGCAGGUUCCCUUUGGGCUGAUAGCCGUCAUCUUCUGGGAUCCCGGACCGCCGCCUUCCGCAUCCAGGGGCCUGGAUUUCCCCUCCCGGCCCCAGGGAACUGGCUCCCCAUUUCCCGGAUCUGCGCCUCCCGGGCCCCAGACUCGGGCUCCCGAGCCCUUGGUUUCCAGGACCCAGGCAACCUAGGUCGCCGCCUUCCAGAUCCAGGGGUCCCAGGUCCGCGCCACCAGUACCUCUUGAAGAUCGCCGCCGUGGGGGCUGCUUCUUCAGCAGUCAACGACCCCAGGUUCCAGCCUGAGAAAGUCCUGUGUGCCUGACGCCCAAGUGAACCCAGGAGUUCCCACGUCACCGCUUUGGGGCACCGGACACAGUCUGGAAGAUCAGAGCCCCAGCGCCCAGCCUAGCAGUCCCCGACACUCCAGCUCCCAAGAGCCAAGGAACUUAGGCGCUGCGAACUCACCACUCCAAGGAACCCUCCCGAGUUCCCGCCUCCAGGCUCUGUUACUCGGCUCAGUUCUGAGGAACGUGUACGUCCUGGGAAGGACCCCCAGGAAGCUCCCAGCUUCCGGGCGCUGGGGAGCCCCGAGGCAUCCGUCAUGAUGGCCGAUCCACCUAAGGGAGACCCCAAGGGGCUCGCGGCGGCGGAGCCCACCGCUAACGAUGUCCCGGAGUUGGUCCCCACAGAGGACCCGGGCGCAGCGGGAGGUGGCUGCUGCGGUUCCCGCGACCAGGUGAGCCGCUGCCGUCGCGCCAACCUGCUGGUGCUGCUGACCGUGACGGCUGCGGUGGCGGGCGUGGCGCUGGGGCUAGGGGUGUCGUGGGCCGGUGGCGCAGUAGCGCUGGGCCCCGCGGGCCUGGAGGCCUUCGCCUUCCCGGGCGAGCUGCUGCUGCGCCUGCUAAUGAUGAUCAUCUUGCCGCUGGUGGUGUGCAGCCUGAUCAGCGGCGCCGCCAACGUGGACCCGAGCGCGCUCGGCCGCCUGGGCGCCUGGACGCUGCUCUUUUUCCUGGUCACCACACUGCUAGCGUCCGCGCUCGGGGUGGGCUUGGCUCUGGCCUUGCAGCCAGGCGUCGCCUUCGCCGCCAGCAGCUCAUUCGGAGCCACGGACGCCGUGGAAGGGGACUCCAGAGAGGAGGUGCUCUAUUCGUUCCUGGAUCUUGUGAGAAAUGUCUUCCCCUCCAACCUGGUGUCUGCAGCCUUCCGCUCAUAUGCUACCACCUAUGACGAGAGAGGGGUCGAUGGAACCAAGGUGAAGGUGCCUGUUGGAGGCGAGGUGGAAGGUAUGAAUAUUCUAGGCCUGGUGAUGUUUGCCAUCGUUUUUGGUGUGGCCCUGAAGAAGCUGGGGCCUGAGGGAGAGCUGCUCAUCCGGUUCUUCAAUGCCUUCAAUAAAGCCACCAUAGUGCUGGUGUCCUGGAUCAUGUGGUAUGCCCCUGUGGGCAUCUUGUUCCUGGUGGCUGGCACGAUCGUGAAGAUGCAGGACGUGGGGAUGUUCUUCACCAUCCUCGGCAAAUACAUCCUGUGCUGCCUGCUGGGCCAUGUCAUUCAUGGGCUCCUGGUGCUGCCCCUCAUCUACUUCGUCUUCACCUGCAAAAAUCCCUACCGCUUCCUGUGGGGCUUCAGGACAGCGCUGUUCACUGCCUUCAUGACUGCCUCCAGCUCUGCCACGCUGCCCACGAUGAAGAAGUGCGUGGAGGAGAGGAAUGGCGUCGCCAAGCAUAUCAGCCACUCUGUCCUGUCCAUCGGUUCCACGUUCAACAAGGACGGUGCUGCGCUCUUCCAUGGUGUGGCCGCGGUGUUCAUUGUACAGCUCAACCACCAGUCCCUGGACUUCGUGAAGAUCAUCACCAUCCUGGUCACCGCCAUAACUUCCAGCGUGGGCGCUCCGGGCAUUCCUGCUGGAGGUGUCCUCACGGUGGCCAUCAUUCUCGAGGCCGUCAGUCUCCCAGCUCAUGACGUCUCCUUGAUCCUGGCUGUGGACUGGCUUCUAGACCAGUCUCGUACCGUCCUCAAUGUGGAAGGUGACGCCUUUGGGGCAGGACUCCUGCAAAGUUAUGUGGAUCACACAGAGUCCUGGAGCCCGGUGCCCGAGCUGAUCGAAGUGAAGACUGAGGGCCCCUGAGUCCACUGCCACUCUCUACUGGGGAGGGAAACCCCCUCCUCAAACUGUGGUGCAGGACCUGGGGGGGUAUGCUGACACUUACAAGAGGGAAUCCCUCAUGUAAACUCUAUGAGA
Manis pentadactyla (Chinese pangolin) is the source of this 2963-nucleotide messenger RNA. Its product is annotated as neutral amino acid transporter B(0)-like. The transcript has 8 exons. Gene Ontology annotation, cellular component: plasma membrane. Gene Ontology annotation, biological process: L-aspartate import across plasma membrane. Lineage: Eukaryota; Metazoa; Chordata; Mammalia; Pholidota; Manidae. The record is from RefSeq and is a predicted model, not a curated record. Gene Ontology annotation, molecular function: symporter activity; neutral L-amino acid transmembrane transporter activity; L-aspartate transmembrane transporter activity. Bases 1329 to 2849 code for a protein of 506 amino acids.